Sciurus carolinensis (gray squirrel) is the source of this 4085-nucleotide messenger RNA. It is a transcript of the gene Rbfa, whose product is annotated as ribosome binding factor A. The coding region runs from base 178 to 1323 and encodes 381 amino acids. NCBI's taxonomy places the organism in Eukaryota, Metazoa, Chordata, Mammalia, Rodentia, Sciuridae. Gene Ontology annotation, biological process: rRNA processing. The transcript is spliced from 8 exons. The record is from RefSeq and is a predicted model, not a curated record.
AAUAGUCGCCCGGCCAGGUACCCCGUCGUCCGCCCGCCCGGGCGUCACGUCGCCCGCGUCCGCAUCACGUCGCCCGGCCCCAACGUCGCCGCGUCCCGCGCCCCGCCGCCCCGCCGCCCCGCCCUGCCCGGCGUCCGGCGGUCCUGCGCCCGCAGGUUCCGCGGAGUCCUCGAGGGCAUGUGGGCUGCCGCCCGCCGGCUGUGCGGCCCCGGAGCGGGGUUGCUGUUGCUGCGGGGCCGCGGCGAGGCCGCACUCCCACCCGCCCGCACGCGGAGCCUGCACGGCUCUGCCGUUGCCUGUGGCAGCAAGAACUUGCUCAAGAAGUUUGCUUCGAAGACCAGGAAGAAGUUCUGGUAUGAAGGUCCUUCCCUGGGGUCUAACUUGACUUACAGGCCAUCCAAGUUGGACUUGCUCCUCAAGAGAACCUCAAAGAGGAGCAGGAAGGAAGACCAUGUACGCCUGCGGGCCCUGAAUGGCCUCCUCUACAAAGCGCUGACGGAUUUGUUGAGCAGCCCUGAAGUGAGCCAGGAAGUCUACAACCUGAAUGUGGAGAUCUCCAAGGUCUCGCUGACUCCAGAUUGCUCAGCCUGCCGCGUCUACUGGAAGGCGAGUCUCUCCGCAGACCAGAACGAGCGCACAGAUGCCGCCCUGCAGAGGAGUGCGGCUCACAUGAGGCACCUAUUGAUGUCCCAGCAGACCCUGAGGAACGCGCCGCCAAUAGUAUUCAUUCAAGACAGGAAAAACGCAGCUCUGGCAGAGGUUGAUCGUUUAUUGGCAGUGGCUGACUUUGGACCUGUAGAUGGAGGAGACCACCCCUCGAGAGACUAUCCCAGGGACCCUGAUGCCCUUUCACCACAUGACCCCCCAGGACCUGCUGCACACUCGAGUCUGUGUGGGAUCGAUCAUGAGGCACUCAACAAGCAAAUAAUGGAGUACAAACGAAGGAAGGAGAAAGGACUCCUGAGCCUGGCGCUGCUGGGGCAAGAGCAGGGGGCUGAGCCCACACAGCCGGUGAGGAGAAGGAAGGCUCUGCCCUGCCAGGGCCAGGACGGCUCCCCCAGGAGUUCCUUGCUGGGCGAGGGGUACCUGAGGCUCUGGACAGGUUUCCGUCAAGCCAAGAGCUUGUCUCUUGUGCUUAAUUCCUUACUACAGCCUCAAGGUGAUGACUUGUUUUACCUUCGUCAGAGCAGAAGACACAAGGGCCACCUAAUAAGUUAUGUUUUUGUUCAUUUUGAACAACAGAAUUACCAACAGGAGAUGCAAAAAUGUGCAAAAUGCAGUGCUCAGACUGUUGAAAAUACGAUUUUUUGCAAUAUGAGCUAAACUGAGAAUGUAGUCACCUUGCUUAGCAUCAGCUAGGAACACGUGUUGAACUGGGCUAAGCUGAUUGUGUGUGUGUGUGCGUGAGUGAGAGAGUAUGAAUGUGUUUUGUCCCCUGGAUGAAGGAAUGCACCACAGUGACACUGUAGCUGCCUGUGAUACCAAGUAGCAACUUGUAGCUCCCUGCAAUAAUUAGUAAUAGCCAGCAACUACCAGUCAUAACCAGUAGCAACCAGCUGCUACCUAUGGGAACUGCCUGUGACACCAGCAGACAGGAGUGGACUGUAGUGCCCUGCAGCCUCAGCCCUGAGGACUCCUGCCCCAGCGACGCCCUUACCCGUGCCCUUGUUCUCCCUCUGCCCUGGACCGUGUCCCCGCAUCCUUGAGCCAACAGGGCUUGCUUGAGGGUACAGCCCCUCAACUUGGUCUGCCUGGUGUUUCCUCAGGUCAGAGUCAGGCUGGACUUGUGUCUUUGGUGGGAACAGGUUCUCUGCCAUGGGGUGCUGGCUCCUGACACCAUCGUGUUGAUGGCCCAUGAAAGUGAUGUCUGCCAGCCUCCCCCACUGUCAAGUCGCUUGCCCCAUCAUGGGGGUCCUUGUGAACCCCCACAUUCAUUUUUUUCAGUUGUUGAGCCAGCAUGCACUGGAGCUUCCUGUUUUACUCAGUAGUUAUGUUCUGUGUACUCUUCAUGCUACUGUGUGCUGGAGCUCUGCCUGUUGCUGUGUUGGCGUGCUCUGUGGCUGUGCUCUGUGACUUGUUAAUGUGUUCCGAAGCUUAUAGUUUCCAGUUUAGCCAUUGCUUCGGUUUCCUCUGAUUGCGCUAACAAGUCACAGAAUCAAUGGCCGAGAGCAACAGAAACUCACUGUUCUGGAAGCUGGAGUCCAGAUGCAGGUGCCCUGUAGCCGUGCUUCCUCCCAGACUACUCCUGUCUCUUCAGCCCCCAGGGCUCCAGGACUGCUGGGUUGGGUUGUGUCCUCAGGUGUGGUCUCUGUGUCCAUCUGUGUGCAGUCCCCCUGUCUUCUCUAGACAUGUGUGGCAGGGUGGAGCCACUCUUAGGUCCAGGAUGAUCCCAUUUUGAAGUCUUUAAUUACAUUCGUGAAGACCAUUUUUCCAAAUGAGGUCAGUUUGGACACUGUGGCUAUGAAUUUUGGGAGGAAAUUUUUCACCAUGGCAGGGUGGAAGUUUUACACCAUCAUUUCUUUGAUGGCUUUUUCUCUUUUCUUCCCUGUCCUUUCCACUUUACACAUGUGGUGCAUUUAAUAGUGUCCAUGAUAUGCUGGGCACAGUGGCCACACCUGCAAUCCCAGCACUAGGGAGGCUGAGGCAGCAGGAUCACAAGUUCCAGGACAGCCUGAGCAACUGAAACCUGUCUCAGAUCAAAAGGGCUGGAGAUCUAGCUCAGAAGUAAAGCACCCAACUUCAAUCACCAAAAAAAGAACAUUUGCUGUUUCUUUCAUCUAUCAAAUCUAUUAUUGAGCCCUAGUAGUAGAUUUUUCAUUUUAGUCAUUGUCCUUUUUGGCUGCAGAGAUUUUUUUGUUUUUGGUUUUAAUUUUCUUAGUUGUAGAUGGACACAAUAUCUUUAUUUUAUUUAUUUAUUUAUUUAUGUGGUGCUGAGGAUCGAACCCAGUGCCUCACACAUGCUAGGCAGGUGCUCCACCACUGCGUCACAACCCUAGCCCCUGCUGCAGAGAGCUCAUCACUUCUCCCUGCUUCUUCAUCUUGGUUCCUCUGGUUAUGAUCCUGCGUUGGUCUUUAUGGUGCCGGUCUUCCCUUGGCUUGCUCUCCAGGGUGAAUCUGCCACUGGGCCCCCAGAAUUCUCAGCACACUCUUCCUGGGUGGAGCCUUUGUCCUGCUGGGGAUUGAGCAAUCCCUGCUUCUCAUUGCACUGCAGAGGUCAGCUCUGCAGCCAGUGCCAGGGCAGGAGAAACUGUGGAGUCCCAAUAGGAAGAGGCCCUCAUGGUGGCCAAGAUGAGUGCCCUGGAUAGUAUGACUUUCCUGAGCCAGGCUUGAGGAGGGAGCAUGGGUCUCAGUUCCACUGCCAGACUUGCUGCAGAUUUUCUUCUGUCAGAUCUGCCACAGAACGUGGCUUGUGAGUGCACCUGGCCACAGUCUGCCUAUUUAUAUACCUAAUGCAGUGUGGCCCUCCUCCCUGGUUGGAGGACCAUGCAUGCAUUUAGUGAUUGGCUGACUUUAGAAUUAGGGCGGUCUAGGGGAAGGGCUACAAUUAAAAUGACUACAAUUGGAUCCAGUUAAGACUCAAUACUAUAUUCUGAAAAUGGACCAUGACUUCCUGUUUCUCACAGUAGGACCACUGGAGAGCAACAGCAGCAUCUGCCAGCCCUGCUGCCAGGCAGGGAUUGCUCCCAGCUUUUCAGGGGUAUAACACAUUUGGAUGAUUGUCUUCAUGGCCAGUCUGGCCACGUCUGUGAUUUUUCCCUUUGGAUUAAGUCUCAUAAAUAGAACAAAGUAAAUUCUAACUUGGUCGUAAACUCAAGGAAACCAUGCCACAGAGGUCCAGUGGUUAGGACUUUAUGGGUACAUCUGGUUAACAGUGGAAGCACUGUGCAUGCGAGCGUCUUGAGCACCUAAUAUGCCAGGCUUUGCAGAAACGAAGAAGGAAUUGUCUUUUCUGCUUUGCUAAAGGAUUUGAAGAUGAAAUUAAGAGAUCAUCCAUUUGAAUUCUCCCAUUUCUCAUCCCAAAAGAACUUUUUAGUGUAAGAAUCAAAAGGAUAUAUGUUGUUCCCCAUAUUGCAUAAUAAAAUGUA